CUGAAGCGAGGGUCAGAAGGGGGUUUGAAAUGAAUCGAUCAAUGGUCGAUGCCCCUAAAAACCAUAAGCUCCGUCUCCCUCCACGAAGGACACCUUAAAAAGCCAAAGCCAAAGGCAGAGGCAGUUCUCAAAAUCCAAUCGCUUUCCUCUCCAUCAAAUAAAAUAACCUAAUUCCCAUUUCAAUUUCUUCCGAAAACAAAUCAUUGCAACCGAAAAACUUGAAUUCGGAAAUUUGAAUUCUGAAUUCCUCCAUAUGUAAUGCAUCAGAAGAAAUCAGAAGUCCAAAUCGGAAAAGAAAGCACCGGCGUCUCUUCCGAUUUCAAUCCAACUCCUCCCCUUGUCUUCCCUUAUUCAUCUGAUCACAACAAUUCCGGUAUCACCACCGCCACUCAAUUUCUUAUUCAAUCUAAUGAUCCUAUUACCUCUUCUACUUCUUCUUCUUCAACCCCCUAUAAGAGGCCCCUUUUGACCCAUCAUCAUCCUCACCGUUCUUCCUCUCUUUCUAAAUCCCCUACCCUCUACCAUUUCACUACCACCCAACAAAAUCAAUCUCUUUUUUCGAUUUCUGUCGCAGCUAAGUCCGCUGCCUUUCGUUUCCUCCGCCGUUUCAACCACCUUCGCCGUAUACGUGUCCAUCUUCGAUUAAUUCUCCUGUUAUCUCUUCCAUUUUUCUAUUUCCUGCUCUCCCAUCCCAGCCACUCUUUCCUCCUUGAUUUUCUGUCUGCCUUUGCUUUCUCCGCUGCUUUAUUAUUCUCUCUAAACCUCGCUCUCCCGCGCCUCCCCUCAAUUCGAUUGUUUUUGGCACGUUCCUUCCCAAUCAAGCUCAAAUCCGGGUCUAACAUUUCUAGACCGCCUUUACCUGUGUUUUGGUCCAUUGGGUCGAGGCCGAAAUCCGAGAAAAGAGUGAAUUCGGGUUGUUGGGUCCAGGUUUAUAGCAACGGAGACGUGUACGAGGGCGAGUUUCAUAAGGGUAAGUGUUCGGGGAGCGGGGUCUAUUAUUAUUACAUGAGUGGGAGAUACGAGGGGGAUUGGGUUGAUGGAAAAUAUGAUGGUUGUGGGGUGGAGACUUGGGCUAGAGGGAGCCGUUAUAGAGGGCAGUAUAGGCAGGGACUUAGGCAUGGUUUUGGGGUGUAUAGAUUUUACACGGGGGAUGUUUAUGCAGGGGAAUGGUCUAAUGGCCAGAGUCACGGGUGCGGAAUCCAUACUUGUGAAGACGGGAGUCGGUAUGUUGGGGAAUUCAAGUGGGGUGUCAAGCAUGGGCUCGGCCACUACCAUUUCAGCUUUGGACAUCUAUAUAUCACCUACAACAAAAGUUUUUACUGUAUUUUCUGGCUUUUUUGGCUGUUAUUAUUUAGAAAUGGGGACACGUAUGCUGGAGAAUAUUUUGCGGAUAAGAUGCAUGGCUUUGGUGUCUAUCGUUUUGCAAAUGGGCAUAGGUAUGAGGGAGCCUGGCAUGAAGGUAGAAGGCAGGGCCUGGGAAUGUACACAUUCAGAAACGGAGAGACUCAAUCUGGUCACUGGCAAAAUGGAAUUCUUGAUGUCCCAAGCACACAAAACACCACCUAUCCUGUAUCUCCUGUUGCUGUUUAUCAUUCCAAAGUACUCAACGCGGUGCAGGAAGCACGACGAGCUGCAGAAAUGGCAUAUGAUGUGGCUAAGGUGGAUGAAAGGGUGAAUAGAGCUGCAGCAGCAGCUAACAGGGCAGCCAAUGCAGCUAGAGUAGCAGCAGUCAAGGCUGUGCAGAAACAAAUGCAUCACAAUAAUAACAAUGACAACAGUCCAAUGCCAAUUGUGUGAGACACAUUGCAGAUACAUAAUCAGGCAAGAAUGAGAUGGCAGUAGGAGGCUAAUGGCUUUUGUGAUUUUCCUUUUCAAUUCUACUUUGCAGAGCAAAUUCUCUUCAUCCUAUUUCUUGCAACUGAAAAAUGCCUGCCUGGAUUCAUGCUGGUGUGGAAGGUGCAAGUAGAUUGGUUAGUUUUGUUCACUUUGAUGCGUUCAUGGAUAAUGAUUACAGCCAAGAAAAGAAGAGAACGAGAGCAGAAUUCCCAUUCAAGAUUUUUUUUUUCUUUCUCUUUCUUUUUUACUUGUAGGUUUUUUGUAAAGAUGAGGUAGAAGUAAUGUAAUAUAUGCUGGUCCUAAGGUGAAACCUUAGCCCAGUAGAGUGUUGUAUGUGAACUAAUCUGCAUCUCAAUCAGGUGCAUAAUCAUGUUCCUUAUUGUUGGAACAAAUCGGUCUGUGAUGAGCGAAGUCAAACUUUCUAACGGUUGUAAGCCUAUAGGUGAAUUUUAUGUUUGUUGGGAGGAAUCCCGACUGCUGAUCUAGUUACGGAAUUUGUAAGCCAUAGUAAAAGGAAAAUAAGUAUUGUUUGACUCAUCAGCAGUGGACCUCCACGGCUGUAGACAAACUUUCUAACGGUUUCAAUUUGAUGAGGGUAAAUGUCCCAUAUUCCCAUUUA
Molecule: messenger RNA, 2455 nt
Organism: Manihot esculenta (cassava)
Lineage: Eukaryota; Viridiplantae; Streptophyta; Magnoliopsida; Malpighiales; Euphorbiaceae
Product: radial spoke head 10 homolog B
Exons: 3
Coding region: 259-1797 (512 amino acids)
Source: RefSeq, a predicted model, not a curated record